Molecule: messenger RNA, 3824 nt
Organism: Populus nigra (black poplar)
Lineage: Eukaryota; Viridiplantae; Streptophyta; Magnoliopsida; Malpighiales; Salicaceae
Product: exocyst complex component EXO70B1-like
Exons: 2
Coding region: 205-2187 (660 amino acids)
Biological process (GO): exocytosis
Cellular component (GO): exocyst
Molecular function (GO): phosphatidylinositol-4,5-bisphosphate binding
Source: RefSeq, a predicted model, not a curated record
UCGACACAAGUACUUCUGUUCUCUCUUGUCUACAACUACAAAACCAUAAAACUCUCUCAAAACAAAGAAAGGAAAAAAGAAAUUCAGACCACCCGGCCAACCAAACGAAAGCAACACCCGAUUACUUCGCUCACUUAAAAAAAAAAAAAACAAAACAGUUCACUUCAACCCCUUCCACAAAAUCCCUAAAAUCCCAAAAAUCAAAUGGCCACAACCACCACGACAAGCAGUCUAACCAGCGGAGGGGGAGGGGGAGGAGGCGGUGGAGCAGACGACCGUGUCAUGGCAACAGCGCAGCAGAUCGUGAACAGCUUAAACACUACAAAAAAUGUACGCGAAGACAUGUUAUUAAUCCUUUCGAGUUUUGAUAACCGUUUAUCGAACAUAUCCGACUUCAUCAAAACCGAUUCGGAAUCUCAGUCCUCCAUUCUAGACGCCGCCGAGAAGAUCAUUCUCCGGUCAGACUCCGGCAUGUCCUCCAACGCCGGAGCUUCUUCCUGGGAUGACUCGGCGGGGGAAUCUAGAUAUUAUUUAGCUGCUAUUGAUGAGAUUCUUGAUUUGUUAGAUAAUUUAUCGGUCGGGUCUGAUUCGGAGGUUUUGGACCGGGCGGAGACUCUGGUUCAAGUGGCUAUGUCGAGAUUGGAAGAGGAGUUUGGGCAUAUUCUGAUAAGGAAUACUGUUCCGCUUGACGCGGAGAGUUUGUAUGGAUCUAUUAGGAGGGUUUCGCUUUCAUUUGCAGCGAAUGAAGGGGAAAUUGACGAGGAGUUUGAGAAUUUUGGAGAAGUGGAGACUGGGAGUGUGUGUUUUCACGAGAGAGGAGCGAGUUUAGGGGAUGAUUUGUGUGUUGAUUUGAUUAAUAGCGAGGCGGUUAUGGAUUUGAAAGGGAUUGCUGAUAGAAUGAUGCGAUCAGGGUAUGAGAAAGAGUGUGUGCAGGUUUAUAGUAGUGUGAGAAGGGAUGCUUUGGACGAGUGUUUAGUUAUUUUGGGUGUUGAGAAGUUGAGUAUUGAGGAAGUGCAGAAGAUAGAGUGGAAGCCUUUGGAUGAGAAGAUGAAGAAGUGGGUUCGGGCUGUUAAGAUUGGCGUUAAGGUUCUUUUGAGAGGAGAGAAAAGGCUUUGUGAUGUGAUUUUUAGUGGGUCGGAUUCGGCCAGGGAGGUUUGUUUUAAUGAGACUGCAAAAGGGUGUUUGAUGCAGUUGUUGAAUUUUGCAGAGGCAGUGGCUAUUGGAAGGAGGUCACCGGAGAAGCUGUUUAGGAUUUUGGAUAUGUAUGAUGCAUUGUCUGGUGUUUUCCCAGAUUUGGAAGCUAUGGUUACGGAUGAGUUUGUGUACAGUGAGGCGAAAGGAGUGUUGGCUGGGUUGGGAAGGGCGGCUAAAGGGACUUUUGUGGAGUUUGAGAAUGCUGUGAAAAGUGAGACUUCUAGGAAGCCUAUGUUAGGUGGAGUGAUUCAUCCACUUACACGGUAUGUGAUGAAUUAUGUGAAACUGCUUGUGGAUUAUAGUGAUACGCUGAAUUCACUUUUGGAGAACGAUGAUGAUGAUGAGUUAAAUGGAUUGCAAAAUGAUGAUGGUGAGAGAUUACAGUUAGAGAGCUUGAGUCCUAUAGCAAGGAGAUUGUUGGCCUUGUUAUCGACUUUGGAGUCUAAUCUCGAGAAGAAAUCAACACUUUAUGAGGAUGGUGCUAUGCAGUAUAUAUUUCGUAUGAAUAAUAUUCUGUACAUGGUGCAAAAAGUUAAGGAUUCAGAACUUAUUAAGAUUUUGGGAGAUCAAUGGGUCCGCAAACACCGUGGCCAAAUACGCCAAUAUGCCACAGCGUAUCUGAGGGCUGCUUGGACUAAGGCCUUGUCAUGCUUGAAGGAUGAAGGGAUUGGUGGGAGUUCUAAUAAUGCCUCCAAAGUGGCUUUGAAGGAAAGGUUCAAGAAUUUCAAUGCGUGCUUUGAGGAAAUAUAUAGGAUUCAGACUGGUUGGAAGGUCCUAGAUCCUCAACUUCGUGAAGAGCUUCGAAUAUCCAUAUCUCAAAAGGUAUUACCAGCUUAUCGCUCAUUUAUGGGGAGGUUUGGUAGUCAGCUAGAGGGUGGAAGACAUGCUGGGAAAUACAUAAAGUACACACCAGAUGAUUUGGAGAAUUAUUUAAUUGAUUUGUUUGAAGGGACCCCCCUUGUUCUUCACCAUCUUAGAAGAAAGAGUUCAUAGGAUUCAUGACUCUUUUAACAGGGGGGUAGUAGCGUAGCAAAUGGAGUAGAAUCUAGUUCGUGUAGAAAUUUGUCUGGUUAGCAUGUUGCAAUCGGUAAGAGAUUUGCGAGGUACCAUUUCCUUCUUCUGGUGUUAAAUUGAAUUUGCAUGGUUUUUGAAGUUCUGUUAGGCCUUUGAAAGGCUUCAGCAAUUGGGAAGAGCAGUUUAUUUCUUGAAGAAUGCCUAUUUCUUGAAGCAAUUAACGUCCAAAUAGGGUAAAAUGUUAUUUCAGCAGCCUGCAAAUAUUAUCUGAAUGCAUCUCUUGCGAUCAUAUAGGGAAGUACUUUAUGUCUUAUAGAACAUGAUUUGGGAAAAGGCUGUCAAGUCGUUUAGUUAUGGGUGAUAGACUCUUGAUUCGCACCAUCUUGUGGAAGAUGCCUUGCAUUCUCUAUUGGGAAUCCCUAGAAACAUAGUCCUGAUGAAAAUAGACAGCCAAUCGGUUAGGUUGUAGAAAUCAUUCAAUGCGUUGGCGACUGAAAACCCAAAGCUUUUUAGUUUGAUGCAUCCUGAUCAUGCUUGCUUUUUAUUCUGGAUCCCUUUUAACGUGUUGAGCAUGGGGUUUGAGAUGGUCUUAUACUAGUGGGAAGAGAUCUUCACUGUUGUUAUGUUGCAACAAAACGAAAUGAGGGAAAGGAGGGAAGGUUGGCGUUCACACUUUCUUAGAGAGAUUUCAGUACAGUGGGCUGCUCCAGCGAGUGCCUGUGCUCUCUUUUUAAUGUCCAGAGGUGAAACUUCCGAAUCAAUACUAUGAUUUGUCUGCAACUACAAGUUUCUGGAAAGAAAAGGCCCCAUUCAAUAAUGGUUUCAGGCAGGUGGUUCAUGGUUGGCUUUUUGUCACUUAUCGGAACUCGACCUGGUGGGGGCACGAGGUCCCUGAGCUAAUUAGCAUAUACCCCGCAUGCUUACGAAUACAUGUGACUAGUAAACAUGCUGUGUCUUUUGCUUAAAACCAAGGAAUACGAUUCAGAGGGCCAGAUCAUCAUGUGCCUUUAUUGCCCUUUCAAAAUUGUUGCCAUGGCUCUCGGCUUGUUUUUUCUUGAUACAGCCUUGGUCAGACAAGUUACAUCACUCGUUUGCCUAGAUGUGAAAUACUACCUCCCACAUUAAGUGGAGGCAUAUGAACCUCUCUGUGGUAAAACAUUGGAAUGCCCGUGGAUUUUUGUUGCUCCCAUUUGCAGCCAACAAGAAGGAUCGGCCUUGCAUCGAUGAGGGAACCUGUCUGUCUUUUCAUUAAAAUAGGUUAUGUAGUGGCUUGAACUGAAAAUAAUGUUAUAGAUACCACAAGAGAAGACAUUUAGGAAAAAGUUUGAUUUGAUUCUUUGCUCGAGGAGAAAAUGACACUACCCACGUGUAAGACAUUCAGAAAAGCUUGCUCUUUCUUGCUUGAUGAAGGAACUUGCGGAUUCGCGGUGGAAUGUAGUGUAAAGACGGUUCUCUUGCCUCCAAAGAGAAUCAUCCAGUUUUGGUGCGGAAUUGCUUAGUUGUCCAGAAACAAGUAACGGCAGUAGAGAAUAUUCAAGAGAACAGCAAAAAAAAUAAUUGUAAAAAUCAAUAUUCUGAAUGUGUGUAUUGUAUUAGAUGCAAAAGGUUUUUCUUGA